CCCCUUGAUUAUCAUUUGUACUCACUUCGUGGCUGAAAUCGAACCAAAAAAUAUUUAAACCAUUGAAUAUUAUAGUAUUAAAGUUUCUAGUAUUCCACAUUGAUUUCUAUAAAAUGUUCCGUUCUUGUGUUUCCGAGGCGAUUUCCGCGAGUCGCUGUUUCACGCGAAUGUACUCGAAGGAUGUGCGUUUUGGACCGGGAGUUCGUGCCCUGAUGAUCCGGGGCGUGGAUGUUCUGGCGGAUGCGGUGGCCGUCACGAUGGGUCCCAAGGGACGCAGUGUGAUCGUGGAGCGACCCUGGACCUCGCCGAAGAUCACCAAGGAUGGGUUUACGGUGGCCCGUUCGAUUGCCCUGAAGGAUCAGCACAUGAACCUCGGGGCCAAGUUGGUCCAGGAUGUGGCCGAUAAAACGAAUGAGUCGGCAGGUGAUGGCACCACCACAGCCACUGUUUUGGCCAGGGCAAUUGCGAAAGAGGGCUUCAAUCAGAUCACCAUGGGUGCUAAUCCCCUGGAGAUUCGCCGCGGUGUCAUGAUAGCUGUGGAUCUGGUGAAGGAGAAGCUGAAGGAGAUGUCCAAAUCGGUGGAAACGCGCGAGGAGAUCCAGCAGGUGGCCACCCUUUCGGCAAAUGGUGAUACGGAGAUAGGUCGCCUCAUCGCAGAGGCCACGGAUAUUGUGGGACCCAAGGGAACUAUUACCGUGAAGGAUGGCAAGCGGCUCAAGGAUGAGCUGAGUAUUAUUCAAGGACUUCGCUUCGACAAUGGCUAUGUCUCCCCUUUCUUUGUAAACACCUCUAAAGGCUCCAAGGUGGAGUUUGCCAAUGCCCUAGUGAUGAUCUCCCUGAAGAAGAUCACCGGUCUGCAGGAGAUUGUCAAGGGUCUGGAGCAAUCGCUGCGGCAGCGACGCCCCCUGAUCAUCAUAGCCGAGGACAUCAGUGGCGAGGCUCUGAAUGGUUUGGUCUUGAAUAAGCUGAGGUUGGGCCUCCAAGUGUGUGCCGUCAAAUCGCCCAGCUAUGGACACCAUCGCAAGGAGCUGAUUGGCGACAUAGCCGCCGCCACGGGAGCCACCAUCUUCGGCGAUGACGUCAACUACUGCAAGCUGGAGGAGGCCAAGCCCGAGGAUCUGGGCCAGGUGGGCGAGGCGGUGAUCAGCAAGGACAGCACCAUGCUGCUACAGGGUAAACCCAAGCCGGGCCUGCUCGAGAUGCGCAUCCAGCAGAUCAAGGAUGAACUGGGGGAUAAGCAAACUAAGCCAGAGCAAAGGGAUCGCUUGAGGCAGCGCCUCUCCGCCCUCACAAAAGGCGUGGCUGUUCUCCACAUUGGCGGUGGCAGCGAAGUGGAGGUGGGUGAGAAAAAGGACAGGGUGGUGGAUGCCCUGAAUGCCACAAGGGCGGCCAUUGAGGAGGGAAUCGUGCCAGGUGGCGGCACGGCCUUCCUGCGUUGCAUCCCCCACCUCCAGGAACUCAAGAUGGAGACUGCGGAUCUGCAGAAGGGCGUGGAUAUCAUCUGUAGUGCGUUGAGGAUGCCCUGCCACACGAUUGCCCAGAAUGCGGGAGUCGAAGGCGCCAUGGUGGUGGCCAAGGUGCUCCAGGGAUCCGGGGACUACGGCUACGAUGCCAUGGGCGAUGAGUACUGCCGACUGGUGGAGAAGGGCAUCAUCGAUCCCACCAAGGUGGUGCGAACCGCCAUUACGGAUGCGGCUGGAGUGGCCUCCCUGCUCAGCACCACCGAGGUGGUGAUCACAGACUCCCGGAACGAUGAUCUCCUGGCCAAGUUGGCCGGAGCUGGCGGCGGAAUGGAUGACGGGCUGGACAUGAACAUGGGCGGACUGGAGGAGCUGGCAGCCCUGAGUGGAAUGGGUGGCAUGGGAGGAAUGGGUGGAAUGGGUGGCAUGGGUGGCUUCGGAGGAAUGGGAGGCGGCUUUGGUGGAAUGGGAGGCGGAGGAGGAGGAAUGAGCGCCUCCAGUAGCGAUGGACCCUCUGCCGAGGAGAUGAACGAGAUGGUCAAGGCUAUUCCCGGCAUGGAGCAGGUUGAAGUACGAGACAUCGACAGUGGAAUGAUGUAGUGUCUCCCGAAAAGGAAACCCAUUUUACCUUGAAUCAUCUCCCAAAUCUUAAUUUAAUUGGCGGGAGCUUAAAUUUCAUGUGUAUUUUUGUGGCCAACGUCGAAUUUCUUUAUGAAAUAUAAAUUAUCUAUUGUGUUGAAUAGAAA
Messenger RNA from Drosophila takahashii, 2206 nucleotides. RefSeq names its product Heat shock protein 60B (gene Hsp60B). NCBI's taxonomy places the organism in Eukaryota, Metazoa, Arthropoda, Insecta, Diptera, Drosophilidae. Gene Ontology annotation, molecular function: ATP binding; ATP-dependent protein folding chaperone; protein-folding chaperone binding. The record is from RefSeq and is a predicted model, not a curated record. Gene Ontology annotation, biological process: apoptotic mitochondrial changes; protein import into mitochondrial intermembrane space; protein refolding. Gene Ontology annotation, cellular component: mitochondrial inner membrane; mitochondrial matrix.